CAUCAAUAUCGAACGAAGUACUAAAGCGCCAUAUUGUCACAUGUUCAUGUUCGCGACUCACAUGACCUGUUGUUUGGCCCCGUGAUCAGACCACAUUACUUCCUGGCAAAUUCAAAAUAUUUACCACCGUCCACAUGGAUAUUCUUGAUGAAGAAUUAGAUAACAGGGCAUCAAGGAGCAUAAAGGCAGAAAAAAACUAUUUGCAAGAAGUUUAUGUAGAUUCCAAGAUCAAUAUGGAUGUCAAUGGUGAUGAAAGUGCGAAUCCUGGACGAUGGGAAGUAGUAGAGGUUAUUCAAGAUAUGAAUGCUGCCCGAAAUCUCCAUACAGACAUUAUAUGUGCUGAUAGCUUGAAUUCACCUGAAAAAGUCAAUGCUGAUGAUCCUCCAGCUAUAACAGAUGCUGCUACUGUCACAUAUCGAGUUGUCCAGUUAGCUUCUGACGUUUCUCGAGAAGAUGCUCCCACUACACAGAUAGUUACGACAUCUGCUGCUUUAGUAGGUGGUCAGCAAGUUGCUCAGGCUAUUAUUGCCAAUCCCUUCACAGCAGCCAAUGGUAGCGCAAGCCCUGGAGCAGAAGGCCCCUUUUAUGUGAUGAUGUCACCUCAAGAUGUUCUUCAAACUACCGGACAGAGAGCUUUAGCUCCACGGACACACCAGUUUAGUCCAAAGUUAGAAAGUGGAAGAACAGCUAGAGAUGAGCGAAGAAGAGCAACACAUAACGAAGUUGAAAGGCGUAGAAGAGAUAAAAUCAACAACUGGAUUGUUAAAUUGUCAAAAAUUGUACCUGACUGCACCGCAGAGCAUUCAAAACAGGGCCAGUUUUAUUCCCAAAGCAAGGGAGGAAUCCUUGCAAAGGCUUGUGACUACAUACAAGAACUGAGAGCAGCCAGUGCAAGGAUGCCUGAUGUUCUAAAAGAAAAUGAACGACUGAAUAUGGAUCUAGAUGUUCUGCGUCAGCAAUGUGAAGAGUUGAAGAACGAAAACCAAAUGUUGCGUGCACAUUUGCAGCAACAAGGUAUCACUGUCAGCAAUGUGGCCAGCAGCAGCUCAUAGUUUUUGCAAUGAAGAAAUUGGUUGUCAUUUCUUCUGAUACAGUAUAAUGCCUUGUUAUUCAGUAUGAAGUCAAGAAGUGAAUUCUUCACUCACACUGACCUGUAUAAAUAUUGCCACUUUUAAGAAUUGUUGUACACAUCGAAGAGAUAUUAAAGUGGGGACCUUGUGCAUUAGCUGCACAUAUAACUUACUUUUUGUGAUCUUUUUAAAUCUAGUUUUUGUUGUUUUGUAAAGUUUGCACUGUGUGUAAACUUCACUUUUCAAUUUUUAUCUUUUUUGUAGAGAAUGUACAUAAUAUAUAUAAAAUAUAUAUAUACAAAUAUCUAUAUGACAUGGAAUGUUUUCUGCAAGAAAAUACACUGCAGAGCUUGUAAAAUAAAGUUAUGUAAAUUUAUGGCUAUGUUAUCUUAAAUUUUUCUAAGUCAAACAAA
This is a messenger RNA of Uloborus diversus, 1483 nucleotides long. It is a transcript of the gene Usf, whose product is annotated as upstream stimulatory factor 2-like. The coding region runs from base 135 to 1052 and encodes 305 amino acids. Gene Ontology annotation, molecular function: RNA polymerase II cis-regulatory region sequence-specific DNA binding; protein dimerization activity; DNA-binding transcription factor activity, RNA polymerase II-specific. Lineage: Eukaryota; Metazoa; Arthropoda; Arachnida; Araneae; Uloboridae. The transcript has 9 exons. The record is from RefSeq and is a predicted model, not a curated record. Gene Ontology annotation, biological process: regulation of transcription by RNA polymerase II.